GCGCCGCCUAUAAGUAGAUCCGUGGCGCGUGUCGGCGGCACAAGUGAAGACGCGGACAACUCCCCUCUCCACACGCUGAUAACAGGAAACCAUUAUUUUUGCUGGAACGCCAUUCAUUUUUUUCUGCCCCUGAGAGGAUUUAUUGAUUUUUUCCACGCGUUGUCUAUAUUUUCACCCACGAUCAUGCCGGCUGAUACUAUGGAAAAGCAGUCCGGAUCCCCGAUGGCUGGCGCCCCCGCGAACGGAUUGCACACCCCAGACAAGCCAAAAAACGCCAGUGAGCAUAGAAAGUCAUCCAAGCCCAUCAUGGAAAAAAGGCGCAGAGCAAGAAUCAACGAAAGCCUCGGUCAGCUCAAAACGCUCAUCCUUGACGCACUUAAGAAAGAUAGCUCCAGACACUCCAAGCUGGAGAAGGCGGACAUCCUGGAGAUGACAGUGAAACACCUGAGGAAUCUGCAGCGCGUCCAAAUGAGUGCCCUCUCUCCAGACGCCAGCGUCCUCGGCAAAUACAGAGCCGGAUUCAACGAGUGCAUGAACGAAGUCACCCGCUUCCUGUCCACCUCCGAGGGGGUAAACGUGGAGGUGAGGUCCAGGCUGCUCAACCACUUGUCCAGCUGCAUGGGUCAGAUGAUGGCCAUCAACUAUCCACAGCAGCAGCAAAGUUCCCCCCAGCAGACCCACCUGGGUCAACCCCUCCACGUGCAACUCCCCUCCACCCUGCCCAUCAGCCCUGCCAUGGCCUCCAAACUCAGCCCGGCGGAGGCAGCUUCCCCGAAGGUGUUCGGCGGCUUUCAACUGGUGCCGGCGUCCGAUGGACAGUUCGCGUUCUUGAUCCCCAACCCCGCGUUUGCAGCCGCCACAGCCCCGGUUAUCCCCCUGUAUGCGAACGCGGGGCUGCCGGUGGCUGUCAACGGGCCUUCGGCGCCCACCGCCGCGUCGCCAGUCCACGGUAUGACGUUGUUCUCUGGGGGGUCCCAAGCAGUCAGCCCGGUGGGAGUGAGCCCGGGCUCGGACAGCGGCGAGGUCGUCUGGCGUCCCUGGUAGCGCCUCCUUGGCAAGUUAGUGGAUGCAACGAAAACCAGGAACUGUGGGACUGCCGGCUGCUAUAUGAGGAUCCGACCCGGGACUUUUAAUGCUUCAGGACCUUGAACAACGUUAUUUGUUUCGUUUUAUGGAACAGAGAGCCCUUAGGUGGCUCAAUUAAAACAACUACCUAUUCCAACAUUUGGAUUUCGGUGUUAAACAAUGUGUACAUACAGAAAAGAUGAUUUAUAGGAGUUUUUGCUAUAAAGUAUACUUUCUAUCAAAAGGUUUAGUUUUGUACAUUAUACCAAAGUUGUCUUUUAUAUGUUUUCUUGCUUGUGUUUUCAAGAAAAAAAACUGGGUGAUUGCCUGGUGUUUGAUUAAUAAAUAAUGCAAAAAAUACA
Messenger RNA from Nerophis ophidion (straightnose pipefish), 1427 nucleotides. It is a transcript of the gene hes4, whose product is annotated as hairy-related 9. Gene Ontology annotation, molecular function: DNA-binding transcription factor activity, RNA polymerase II-specific; RNA polymerase II cis-regulatory region sequence-specific DNA binding; protein dimerization activity. Gene Ontology annotation, cellular component: nucleus. The record is from RefSeq and is a predicted model, not a curated record. Lineage: Eukaryota; Metazoa; Chordata; Actinopteri; Syngnathiformes; Syngnathidae. The transcript has 4 exons. Gene Ontology annotation, biological process: regulation of transcription by RNA polymerase II; regulation of neurogenesis; anterior/posterior pattern specification. Bases 184 to 1044 code for a protein of 286 amino acids.